Molecule: messenger RNA, 1744 nt
Organism: Sceloporus undulatus (fence lizard)
Lineage: Eukaryota; Metazoa; Chordata; Lepidosauria; Squamata; Phrynosomatidae
Product: maestro heat-like repeat family member 5
Exons: 15
Coding region: 14-1744 (576 amino acids)
Cellular component (GO): cytoplasm
Source: RefSeq, a predicted model, not a curated record
UGUGAGUUCCUGCAUGGCAGAAGGGGGUUGGGCUGGAUCAGGGCCCUUCUUGGGGUCUCCUCCAACUCUAGGAUUCUAUGAUUCUAAGUUCUUUCCGACCCAGAAGGGCCAUUUCAUUUCACACUUUUGUUCCAGGAUCUGCUCAACCUUCAAAAAAGAAAAACCUUGGCGGAGGAACCGUAUCCAGGUGCAACCGGGAGGAGCAGACCCUCCUUGCCCAGAUGUUCAGGAGACAUUCCUGCAUGAAUCCGAGUUGGAGAUGUGUCUCUCUGACCUGGAGAAGGAACAGAUGAAGGAGGCGGAAGCCAAAUUGUUGCAUUUGGCCACAACGGACGUCUCCAGGGUCCUCCUCUCCAUAUGGAGGUUUCGCCAGAGCAGGCACAAGAUCUCCCCACAGCAUCGCCUGAAGAUGAAUGAGGUGCUCCAGGCGGUCAUCGCAUCAGCCGGCAGCAUUAACAUCGAAGCGGCUGACCUCACGAUCAAAAUGGCCGCUGAAGACGCACUGAGCAUCACAGACCUUCGGGACGUCUACCAGGACGCCGCAGGCAACAUCCUUGUGGCCCUCUGGGAUCACUUUCCAGCAGAAGUGCUGACCAGACUCCUGGAGAGCUUCCAGAACCGCCUGCUCCCAUACCACAGCAUCCUCCACAUCCUGGGGAAACUGGCAAACAAAGCCUUUGCCGAGAGCAAUGUGGCAAAGAUUAAUAUCUGGGAGCAAAAGCUGGAGGAGUAUGUGUAUCGGCUACUAACAAAUGUGAGUGAGAAGAUCUACCUCGAAGAGGUUAGCCGAGAGAUAAUGAAAGAGGAGCCGGAGCGCAAAAGCUGGGACCUCGAGAAGCUCUUCCUCUACCAGUACUAUGGCUUCAUCCUCCGCGCCACGGAUGACUCUCACCUGGUCCAAGAGCAUCUCCGCAGCAUCCUGGCCUUGUCUCGCAGGGGGCCUUUGGAAGCCAAGGGGAUCGCCUCUGCUCUGGGCCUGGCUGCCUCUCGGCACCUGAAGGAGGUUCUGGACAGCUUGGAUCGCUUCCUUGCAAAUGCCUCCAUGCAAGAAAAAGGGUUGGCACACGGGAGCCAGGGUCCGCCGUGGGACACCCUCCUCCUGUGCUUUGGACGAGUGGCCCUGGAUAUCAAGGCAGAGGUGCUCCCCAGAGCAAACAUGAUUGCAUCCCAAAUGGCCAUGCUAUGCACAGCCAACCCACAGGACAUGGACCUGAAGAAGACCUUCCUGGUGGCAGUCCUGAUGCUCUUGGAGGCCAUUGAAGCCACAGGCAAAGCAAAACACCUUCGCCUGACCAUGAAGACGCAGCUGGUGGAGUGCCUGACUAUGGUGAUAGAGGGAGAGCCCACCCAGAAGCUGGCCAACACGGUGCGCCAGGACGCCAUGCACAUCGUGGCACAGCUCAGCAAGCUGAAGCCUCCUCUGGAGCAAAGCAGGAAGUCCCGCCUCCUCUGCGCUGCCUUCCAGAGUGUCUUUGCCCUGCCACCGCUGGACACCCUAGAAGACAUCAGCGCCAAAGCCCUGUUCUGCCAGACCAUGGGCACCCUUGAAGGGAUGCUCCAGGGGCUAAUCACGGAGGAUCCGUACAGCUGUGACCUGGCGCACAUGAUGGAGACGAUGGAGCCGUGGGUGACAUCUUCAUCCAUUCACAUCAGGGAGAGGGCAGUUGGGAUGGCCACAGCGCUGAUGAAGUAUGUGGCCAGUCACCUCAACCUGCAUCAUUUUGCCAUCUUCUCCAUGAAGUGA